GUACGUUAUUAUAACGCGACUCUAAACGAAUAUUUGAAGCAGCAAAAUUUGAUUCGAGGCUUUUCACUAAUUGGAUUACUCUAAAUAAUCGAUUAAUCGUUGAAGCACUCCUCACCUUUUUGUCCCACAAAGUGUUUUUACGCCCACACUUCGCUCUCGGACAACGCUUCACUCAAAAGAUUUCUGGCCCUUCCAGUUUGCUGUGGGCUGAUAACAAAGAACACAUUGUCACGCCCAGACAGGAAAUGGGGUGUGUUUGAGUCAAGUCAUUCUCCCUUGGAUGUCAUUGCAACUGAAAGGGCACCACAGGCACGCAGUUUGGCAAACUAAACUUAUAAGUUAUAUCUUUGUCGAAGUAUCUUGAACUACGACACAAUGUUUAUUUCCUUGCUGCUAUUGGGUGUAGUUGUAGGAGCUGCCUAUGCUUACCGUGAGAUUGUUGUGAAGGGGAAACAGUUCACUGGCAAAGCAAAGCUGCAUGGAAAGACUGUGAUUGUUACAGGUAGCAACACCGGAAUUGGAAAAACUACAGCAAUAGACUUGGCUAAAAGAGGAGCCAGGGUUAUUCUGGCUUGUCGUAGCAAGCAGAGGGGAGAAGCUGCUCUUGCUGAUGUCAAAAGGGAGAGUGGCAGCAAUCAGGUUGUGUUCAUGCAAUUGGAUUUGGGAAAUCUUAAAUCAGUCCGCAGCUUUGCUGAAACCUUCCUGAGAAGUGAGCCCAGACUGGACAUUCUUAUCAAUAAUGCAGGAGUUUAUAUGCAGGGUCGAACAGAGGAUGGUCUCGGCUUGAUGUUUGGUGUCAAUCACAUUGGACACUUCCUCUUAACCAACCUUUUGCUGGACCGCCUGAAAGAGUGCGAACCAAGUAGAGUGGUUACUGUGUCAUCCAUGGCACAUAAUUUUGGAAACAUCAACUUUGACUGCCUAAGCAAGCACAACGCACUGGGACUGGGGUCUUCGUUCUCGGAAACUCUUCAGAUCUACUCUGACAGUAAGCUGUGCAACGUCCUCUUCAACCACGAGUUGGCCAAGAGACUGCAAGGAACCAAAGUCACCUGCUACUGCCUCCAUCCAGGAGCUAUCAAUUCUGAGUUGGCCAGGAAUGCUAGCUCAUUGGUGCACUUCUUCUUGAAGCCCAUCACUACCUUCUUCUUCAAAAACACCGUCCAGGGAUGCCAGACCACACUGCACUGCGCUCUGCAGGAGGGAAUUGAACCUCUCAGUGGACGUUACUUCUCCAACUGUACUGUGCGAAACCUCUAUUCUAAAGCCAAGGAUGAUGCUGCAGCAAAGAAGCUGUGGGAAGUCAGUGAGAGGAUGUGUGGUCUCGCAUAAAUUCAUCCACAAUUGAAUUAAACUGGGCAGCACAGUGAGAUCUAAGAUCAAGAGUCCAAUCUUGGGGCCCUUUUUGCUUGUGUGAAGUUUAAAUGAAUAAUAAUUAUAAGGUAAUUUCCAGAGAAAUAGCGUUUGGAUGCCUUGCUCGGUCUCUCACGGGUCAUUUCCUGUUGAUUUUUAGUCCCUUCCUAUCUAUUAUGGGGCUUUUUUAGGUUACAUCCUUGUGAACUUAUUGGCUGGCAUUGAUGGCGCCAAGCCAUUCAGACUGGGGCAUGUUUAGCUCUGUCAAUAGCAGCCAAUGAAUGCCCUAUAAAAGCCUAAAAACUCAAGGUUUUCAGUUUUUUUUGUGGUUUUGGCUGACUUAUUUGUGUAUUUUCGCAGUUUUUGUUUUUUUGCGGUUCUUCCAGUUUUGCUGUUUUUCUUCCCACAAAUUUUGCUUUUUUUUUCGCAGGAUGCUUUUACCUUUCAUUAUAUUUUUACAAAUUUUCCAUGGUUUUUCAACUUUAUUGCGGUUUUCUGAUUUUCUGAAGAUUUUUCACGUUUUUCAUGAAGGGGUUCUUGCAUUAUUUUUAAGGUCUUUCUUGGUAUAAAUCUAUAGAUUUUGGGGCUUUUUCAGGACACUUCCUGUUGUUAUUGGGUCAUUUUUCCCAUAGGAAAUAAUUGGGGCCUUUGGAAAUAAAUAGGGAUUUUUAUGUCAGAUUUUGAUGGAACUGUGCAUUUCGGGCAAAAAACCUGUAUGCAACUUUUGUGCACCUUGAUUUCCUCAAAUUGUUUCAUGUGUAAAUUAUGUAAAGCGAACAUAUAGGACAAGAUACAUUUUGAAAUGUUAAACUUUUUAUGUGUUUGCCAUGGAAAUUGGCUUUUUUUGUUGUUGUCAAAAAACGUGCAUCUUUGCCACAACUCUGAACUUUAGGGGUGAAAUCGAAAGAGGGCCUGUUUCUCGUGAAUUAAAGUUGGAUUGGUGAGGAUCUGUAAAAACGCAUGGACUGUGUAGCAUGCCAAAAAAUAGAUGGGGGGAAACAAAGAAUAUAUUGUUUGUAUUGUAUUGUAUAUGGCUUUGCAAAGCAUCCCCACAAUAAUAAGAUAUAACAAAAUGAGAGUGUGAACUGAUUUUCAUCUAUGCUUUUUGUCAGUGACUAACACUGUUGCAUGUCUGUCCUGUCUUCAACCGAGCAGAUUUGAAAGCAAUGUGACGUCACAUUGUCAUCUGAUUAUGCAAGUACAGUGGUACAUCGAGAUAAGAAAGCUUCGGUACAAGAAAAAUUAAUUUCCCCAAAAGUUUUUCGAAGCUUUUUCGCUUCAUAUUACGAAAAAACAUUCAUCAUACGAAAGAUAUUACAUACUGUGAUCACUUGCAGCAAUGCAAUAAUGUAACAACUGUUUUGUCUUAUUCUAACAAAGCAGACGAGGUAUGAAAAUUAUGCGUAAACAUUUCAUGAAAAAUUGUUUUCACUCGACCAGUCACAAAGUGCGGAGUGCCCGUCCUUGUAUAUACCAUCCAAUGGCUCCAUGGGUAAUCACAUUGCACGCUGGGUAAUGGAGUUAAAACGCAACACCACAACAACGUUUCACUAUAAAUGCAAACAAACGAAUUAUAAACAACACAGCGUGCUACAUAAUGCUCCUGUAUCUAAAACAUAAAAAGAAUAUAGCUUAUAAGCGAUGCUUUAUCAAGACACAAACAGCGAGAUGACAUAGCAAACACAGGCUGCCCUUUAGCUGUCUGUGUUUGCUAUGAGGUCGAGUAGUCAUGUGAUAACAUCUGUAGAAGGUAAAACCUAACAAAGCACCCCGACAAAUAAAGGCAGGCAAUCAGAGGACAUAAAAGCAAAUUUAACGUUCAGGCAUGAAAAUCUCUCACCUUUCGGCGAAAUUCGCCGUUUUGAAGUAAAAAAGGAUGACCUACGUGAAUCGUGUAGAUCCGAGGAGAAACUUU
Messenger RNA from Corythoichthys intestinalis (scribbled pipefish), 3268 nucleotides. RefSeq names its product dehydrogenase/reductase SDR family member 13-like. The transcript is spliced from 6 exons. The record is from RefSeq and is a predicted model, not a curated record. Bases 376 to 1332 code for a protein of 318 amino acids. NCBI's taxonomy places the organism in Eukaryota, Metazoa, Chordata, Actinopteri, Syngnathiformes, Syngnathidae.